CUUUCCUCUCCUCCUUCUCCGCUCUGUGUUCCAUAGAGACUCAGCCCGCUCAGAUGCACUCGGCGUUCUAGCAGUAGCAGCAGCAGUAGCGGGAGCGUCUCAAUGCAGGGUCAGCAAGAGCAUCCGGAUGGCCACCAGCGCAAGAGACUGCGCUAAGCAGACGACCAGCGCGCUCUUUCAUCCGUGCUUCUCAACCCCGAACCUCUAGCGAAGAGAGAGGUGCCCAAAUCCGUUUUAGGAUUAUCGUUUUCUUUUUGUUCUUUGUCCCUCUUUCUGUCUAUUCGAUUAGGAAGAAUUGAUGACGAUGUAUCGGCGAUGGUGGAUUUCCCUUUUGUGCGUCUAUGGACUGAUGUGCAUCGUUCAUUCCAGCAAUCAUAUGCCUCGAAAUGGUAAUGUAUUUAUGACAACAAAUAUUGCGAUGUAUUUUAUUGGAAUAGAUCCGAAUGGCAACAGCAUCACCAAUAACGUGUUCCAUAUUCCAUUUUAUUAUGCUGCCAGAGAGGGAGCCUGACUCCCCAACGUAAACAGUCUCUAAAAUAUGCAUGUAAUGUUACCUUAUGAAAGGGAAUCUGUCUAUUUAUUAAUUUCAACUAUUUGAGGAAAGAUAUUCCAAAACCAUUACAGUGCUAUUUCAUAUUGAUUUAUGUUUUGGUAUAGGCGCUUGAAGCUGUGUUUUCUGCGCCAGGAUAACUAUGGCAGUCAUAAAAAUCGCGAUUUCCUCCCUGUGCAGGAGACGCCUUGUCGCAGGCGAAGGCUGUUCGUGAUGCGAGCAGGUUCAUCGGGAAGGAGGACACGGUCCCUCUCCGUCUGCUCUACAGCAUGCACAACCACAGCCAAAUCACGCACGAUGUCAUCAGCACCAGGACUAGAGCCAGCUCCAGCCCCACACAGGUAGCCUACACAGUGUUGUUAUUUAUUAUGGUGACGGUGGCGAUGGGCAGAUAGACAGAUGCCUUUGGUACCCGUUGCCAUUGGAGACGUCCCGCUUAUCUCAUGUUGUUUAUGUUUUUGUUGAAUCAUCUCAUUUUUACGCAAUACACAGAUAAUUCGUUAAGAUCACAUUUUCACCUAUUAGGAGCUAGUUCUUUUGACUAGUGGUCUAUUUACAGAAAUAUAGGCUAUGCAAUUUCACCACUUUUAAAAGCCUAGGCAGUGCCUUUUCAUUGAGCAAACGAAAAGGUAGCCUAGUGGCAUAUGGUGGGUUUAUUCUAUGGACAUCCAUAAACAAAAGACAGGCCAGAUAAAGCCUACCUUUGCUCAGGCCUGAUCAACAAAAGAGCUCAUGCAUGCCACACAUGGGGAUGUAGCCUAUGCAUUAGAAUGAAUAAACAAAUAGGCCUAUAACAUCCAUACAUGUUUAAUUGGGUCAAAUACUUUUUUUUGCUAUAUGGUAAGAGAGGUUAUAUUAUUAUAAAGGUGACCCGACCUGACACAAUAUCUUUACAAUCUAUUGAAUAAUGAUUGGUUUGUGCCCUUGCCAUGGAUUCACCCGUGACCCACAUGACCCUAUGUCCGAGACACACUGCCCCUUGGAUGGUUAAAGAGAGCCUGCUGUCUGUCAGGUUGGCUUCCUUUAAAGUUCAGCAGCUGGGUGGUUGUUUGGCCAAUAAAUAAUCUGUUUGAUAUGAAGACCUAGUCUGGAUACUCAGAUAUAAUCAUAAGGCUCUCUGCCUCUGAAAUGUACACAUUAUAAACAUAAUCCGAUUUUUUAUUCCACAAUCUCUUCCACUAUUCCAUCCUUUUAUCUAAAAUCUAGUUGUGUCAUUGAUAUUGAAGGCCCAGUGCAGUCAAAAACGUGAUUUAUCUGUGUUUUAUAUAUAUUUCCACAAUAUGAGGUUGGAAUAAUACUGUGCAAUUGUGAAAUUAUGAUAUUGCCCUUUUAGUGUAAGAACUGUUUGAAAAGACUGCUUGAAAUGUCAGCCUGGGCACAGGCACAUCAAGGGCACAGGCACAAGGGCAGGGCAGACGCUUUCAUUACAGGAAUCAUGAGGAUAAUGCACUUUGACCAAAUCAUGGUUUUAGUCACCCAAAAAAUAGGACGUUUUGAGUGAGGUGACAAUGUAGAAUGUGCUCUUUCUACGUUUAUAGGCACCCUUUCAGUUUGUUUACGAUUAUGAUGACAAGGCCGGAGCAGUUCUCUUUGCUCAUACCGCGUUUAACUUUGAAUGUGAGUUUGCAUGACCUCAGCUCAGCCUAUCAGAAAACCAGGCAGGCCCAUCUUGGUAGGGGAGCUGACCAUUACCCACUGAUCAGCCAAAGGCUCAUUAUAGAGGAGUAUAACAGAGAAAUUGCGCCAAAGCCAUCUGGCAUUCGCCAGAAUUGCCAGAUGGCCAAUCCGCCCCUGGACGCUAACCUGUUAUGGGUUUAUAGUUCCAGAGGCUAUGCUAGGCUAGAGAACCAGGCUAGUCAUGAUAACCAAGCUAAUUGGACACAUCUGUCAUUGGCUUCAACAUUGUUUAUAUGACCUCACUGGUGUUCUAUAUGUUGAGCUCUAAUAAGGAACUUGAGCGUACGUCAUUAGAACAGUUAACUUGGUUUGGCUUCAUUUUUCAGAAGAAGAUUCUGGUGCCGCCUAAAAUAAAGUUAUUGGGGGAAACACUGCGUCAUCUUAUUGCCACUAUUUAAAGCACAACUGCAUCAGGUGUCUCCAGGUGAAAUUAUACUGCCCCACAAAGAGAGAGAGAGAGAGAGGGAGAGAGAGAUAUGAUGGAAUCUUCAUUUGAUCUAAUCAGUCUUUGAGAUUCUUGUCAUCCCCCAGAGAGAGUUUUAAACUGACCUCAAAUCAGCCACAUCGUCACAUAGCCUGCAGUCUCAGUGUCAUAUUGUCUGAUUCUGCUCUGAUUUCUGCUGUUUUUAGCUCGGUAUCAUAACAUCUGAAAGGAACCUGUCAAAUCAUCCUCAAACGUGUGACACACAAAAAUAACUAUUUAUAGACUUGGGUUGAGUCUACUAUUUUCAGUUGAAAGCGUAACCUAUUGUACACCUUUAAAAGAGGAGCUUUGAGAAGAGUUCAGCUGAGUGCUGUUUAAGUGUUUCUGUGGAAGAAAAGCACUUAUAGUCAUGGGCCCAUAGCCAUCAGUGGAGUCUGCUGUGUGUGUGUGUGUGUGUGUGUGUGUGUGUGUGUGUGUGUGUGUGUGUGUAAGGCUGUCUGUGUUGUAGUAGGAUAACAGCACUCCGUGGUAGGCCCCUAGCUCCAUCAGUGGACAUAGGUACUGCUAUGAUGCAGUAAUCAAUGAAACGGGAGUCGCUGAUGGUCUCGGUGCCUCGGCUCGGCCCAGUCGAACUGGGAAAUCUGGUCCAGCAGAACACAAUUACUGGCACCACUUCACGUGGAUUCAAUCCGCUUAAUUUGAUUUUAAAGUGUGCCCUGAAAAGGAAUCACAUACUCGCGUACCGGAAUAUGCGCGCACACACACACACACACACACACACACACACACGCACACACCCUCCCUUGGUUUUAAUGCAGCGUCCGGUGUGUAUUGACUCAGGCCCGUGGGCCAGCCUGGGGGAGGGGUUAGCCCUGUGUUAGACUAGCUGGGGACUCCCUCAGAGUUGCACAGGAACAAUAGUGGGAAGUCCUCGUUGCCCCUGGGGCCUGUAAUAAACCGCGCGCCAUAUGUGCCCAGUGCUAGGGAUGUAUUAGACCUUCCCCCUCAACCGAAUCAAUCAUUUCUGGUCGAACCAUCAGGGAGGGUGUGUGUGUGUGUGUGUGUGUGUGUGUGUGUGUGUGUGUGUGUGUGUGUGAGUGUGUGUGUGUGUGUGUGUGUGUGUGUGAGUACAGGGGUAGGUGGGAGGGUAUGAGUUACACAGAUUUGCAUGGUUAAUUUCACCACUGUCUUUCAGAAAAAGAGAGUCAGAUUAAGUAUUUGAAAUUCAUGGUGUUGGGUAACGUUUGAUCACAACAUCACAGAGUGUCUGGGUCUAGUUCAGCUUCCAUCACAGCUCCCGUCUCUCAGAAUGUCUGGGUCUAGUUCAGCUUCCAUCACAGCUCCCUCUCUCAGAAUGUCUGGGUCUAGUUCAGCUUAUCACAGCUCCCGUCUCUCAGAAUGUCUGGGUCUAGUUCAGCUUCCAUCACAGCUCCCGUCUCUCAGAAUGUCUGGGUCUAGUUCAGCUUCCAUCACAGCUCCCGUCUCUCAGAGUGUCUGGGUCUAGUUCAGCUUCCAUCACAGCUCCCGUCUCUCAGAAUGUCUGGGUCUAGUUCAGCUUCCAUCACAGCUCCCGUCUCUCAGAAUGUCUGGGUCUAGUUCAGCUUCCAUCACAGCUCCCGUCUCUCAGAUGUCUGGGUCUAGUUCAGCUUCCAUCACAGCUCCCGUCUCUCAGAAUGUGGCUAGUCACUCAUCAAUCCCGUCUCUAGAUUCUGUUAUUCAGCUGAAUAACAGCUCCCGUUUCAGAAGUCUGUCUAUUAUUCACACAGCCCCGUCCUCAGAUGUCUAGUAUCAUUGUUAGUAUGUUUUAAUACUUUUGAUGUGUAGAAUAAUCAUUUUCCUUAGUGGAAUAGAGAUGAUUGUAUAACGUUUCUGAUAAGGUGACGUCUUUGUCUUAUAUUUUUUAUUCACAGGGGAACCACGUGGCCCAAGCCAGCUUCCAGGUGGAUGCGUUUGGUGAGAAGUUCAUCUUGGAUGUUGAACUGAACCAGUGAGUAUAACCUUUGACCUAUCACCAACAUUCUCUGUAUCUACUGAGAUAAAUCCCCUUUCUCUCUAUGUCAUGUUUUCUGCAUAUGAUAGUAAAAUAGCCAGUAGUACUAGACCGUCUUUUGUAUGAUUAAAGGGACUCUCUGUUACUUUUGUAUACUUUUUAGCAAAUAGUUCUGAAAGUAGCACCCCUGAGCCAAAAGUGGUCCCCAAAAAUUGCGUACUACAUCACAAUAUGUGCAGAUACUGUAUGUGCACCACGUCAUUGCUCUCUCUUUCGCUCUGCUGUGUGUGAUUCUUGCUAGCUGCCACUCAAAUGAUGAGGGGCUGAAUCUCAUUGGCUGGAACUCGAAUUGCUAGAGGGCUGGCCCAUGCGGGGGGGGGAAAUGUAGGGAAAAUGGUGCAGCACAGCUUCCAGAAAAUAGUCUCUUUCAAACAAGCGAUUUCGUGCCUAAUUGAGGUAAGACAAUAAUUCCGCUCAUAGAUUAUGAGUGGGUGAAUUACACAUUGACACAUCCAGCCCAAAGCGGGAUGUUUCAAAAAUACUUACUAGUCGCCAAAGUACCGGAGCAUGUCUUUAAGAGCUGUUUAAUUAGUCCCCAAUGUCUUCUUCACAAAGCUUUGAUCUCGGAAAACAUGUUAGUAUCAGUGCUGUAGGCCUAUCAUUGAUUAUGACUGCUUGGUUGGUAACACUGCUUAUAGGCUGCUUAUUCACUAGGGAACACAAGUUUAUAAGCUGUUCAUAAGCAGGUUAUAAGCCGUUCAUAAGCAGGUUAUAAGCCAUUCAUAAGCUGGUUAUAAGCGUUCAUAAGCAGGCAUUCGAAUGAGGUGUUAAAGGGAUACUGCGAGAUUCUGGCAGUUGUCAUUGCGCGCAGUAUAAAGGAAGUUAAGAGGUAGUUUUGCGAGCCAAUGCUAACUAGCGUUAGCGUAAUGAUUGGAAGUCUACAGGUAUGGUAGCGUGUGCGGUAGCGUGUGCGGUAGCGUGUCCUUCAUGGUGCAUGAAGAGACAUUAAAAUGGUAUCCACGAGUUCAUCUGGCUCUGGGUAAGUAGAACAACAGCUUAAUUGCCAGAAUCUGGCAGUACCUCUUUAACACAAUGCUCUAAUGGUGUCUUUAAUGGAGGUUUAGGUGUCAACUAUGUGAGUGACUUGAUGACAGAGGAAUGAGACAUCUUUCACCUCUGGCUGAUCAUAGUGGUACAGAGCAGACAGGACCAUUUUUCCCACAUUUCCUCCCAGUGUACGCACAGUGUACGCACUUUUGGGCCACCUUGUUUUCGGGGAAGAAAUGAUAUGUUGUGUGUUUGUGGGGCUAUCUCUCUCGCUCUCCAUCCCUCCAUCUCUCUCUCGCUCAGCUUUCUCCCUCUCACUGUUUCUCUUUCUGCUAUUUCUGUUUCUCUUCCCCUCUUCCCCUCUUCCUCUCUCUCUAGCUCUCUAUCUCAAGCUCUCUAUCUCACACUCUGCUGAGCAAUGGCCUUACCCAAAUGAGGGGAAGUUUUGCCUCUCUCUCUCUGUGUGUGUGUCUGUGUUUGUGUGUCACAGACACACAAACACAGGGUGACAGGUUCAGUACACAUCACUGCUCUCUGUAUCAAAAAGUAGGCUGGCCCUCUUUGAGGUCUUGUAGAUCGAUGCAUUGCACUAUUUUUGUUUAUAAAGCCCACUUAAAGAAACUUCCGCCGUACCUUGCUUCAUUGUUAACCUACAGAUGUACGAGUUACCAGACCCGGUCUCAGGGAUGGCUAACUCUGGAGAUCCCUUCGAUCUCCACUAAGUUUGGUGAAUCUGCUUUUAGUUUUUUGCACCUUACUUGUGGAAUAAUCACCAAAACCUUCUAAAAUGUUAUGUUUUGGUGUCUUAAGGCUAUUCAGACGGCUGCUGAUUGAUUAUCUGUUUUACUGAAGAAUGUGUUUGUUUUCUAUGUUUGUGUUUUGUGUCUCUUGUGCUUUUCGUAGUGUAUUGAUGGGUAUCAUUUUUGUAAUCACAGGGUUCUUCUGAAAAAGAGACGUUGGUCUCAGCAUGUCAAAAGUGAAAUAAAUGAACCAAGCUCACCUAAGCAGGCAGUUGUGUGUAGAAGUGAGUGUGCAUCAUUCAAGUGAGUCUGUACUCUGUCAUGUCAUUAUAUCUGAAGUCAUCUCUCUCUGUAUGAGGAUAUAUUUCCCCUGUCACCCAGAGCCACUCACACACAGUAGACUGAGAGAAAUGGAGAUGGCAUCACAGGAAUAUCCAAUCAGCACGGUGCUGCCACUUGGAGGGUUACUGUACGAUGCAUGAAGUGCCACUGUGGGAUGGAGCGCUAGUGUUGUGACACAGCCAGGCACGUCUCUUGUCAUAUGCUGCGUUUCGUGACCUGAGGUGCUCGAACGUCAUUCAUCAUAUGGAGUCUGUGCUGCAACUGUGUGUGUCUGUAUGGUAUCGUUUGGGCGUCCUGCAUAAAGGUUGGAACCCCUGUUGUUGUGAUCAGUACAAUGGUAGUAUGGAGUGAAUGUUUCUCUGAUGUGUGCAUCCUCCCUGUUCUCAUAAGAUGCCUCAUGUAUAAAAACAACUCCUCUCUCUCUCUCUCCCCUGCGGUGGCUGUGUGUUUCAUGAGGUUCUGUUAAAUGCUGUGUGUGUGUGCUGCUCUUCUCCAUCCAUCCCUCGCUCCCCAAGCGCUGCUCACUGACCUCACUCUUCAACCAAUCACACUGCAUCCUGCUUUGUUGAUGAUAACUUUCUUGAGCUGUGUGUGUUUAGUGUGUGAGGAGGGCAUUGAGGUUGAGCGUGCGUGUUUCUUGGCUUCAUGCAGCAAGGCUUCAUGCAGACCUAGUUUCCUUAGAUUGAUCAAUGGCCUCGCUCCUCUGUGUGUGUGUGCGUGUGUUUUGUGUGUGUGUGUGUGUGUGUGUGUGUGUGUGUGCGUGUGUGUGUGUGUGUGUUUAAGCAGUUGCAAGCACAACAAACAAGAGGCUGUUGUUUGUUUUUAUUUCAGUUGAUUUUGAGAUGCUACUCUCUCUUUCCACUGGGAUCUUUUAAUAGGAUCACAGAUUUGAUGAUAAAAAAUAACCUUUCAGAAACACAUCAGGUAUUUUUAGCUUGUGCCUACUGUAACUGUGUGUGUGUUUAGUGUUUCAAGUUUUAAUGUCACAUGCACAAGUACAGUGAAAUACAUUUCUUGCAAGCUCUAAAACCAACAAUGCAGUAAUCAAUAACAAUGUAAUGAUAAAUAGACCAAAGUAUUGCAGGGCAGAAGUGUGUCUGUGUUGUCUAGCGUGCUAAGGUCACACAUUACUCCCUUAGGUUUCUUUGUCCUCUCCCUCUUCCAUCUUUGGCUGCUUCCAAAUUGCCAUUGAUGGGCUGGGAUGGAGUGGGGGUGCUUCUUUUGAAUGAUGCCCCCCUUUCCUCAUAAACCACGCCUCCUCUUCACCCCUCACCUCCCCUCCCACCUGCUCAUGCUGAAUAAUGGAUGUCCCUGUAAGAUUAAAAGGGGACGCUGAAAUGGGAUGUGUGUGUGUGUGUGUGUGUGUGUGAAUGGCUCAGUUUGGGGCUCUUACUGCAGUAUCAAUUAGGCCUCAAUGUGGCUCUUAUAAACCAGGGGCCAGAUUAGAGCUUGGGGGCCCACAGAACAUAUUGUUUACAUUAUAACUAGUACAAACCUAUUGUUUACAUUACAACUAGUACAAACCUAUUGUUUACAUUACAACUCACACAAAAAUAUAAUUUAUAUGAACUAAUACAAAGAUUAGAAGAUCUCUCAUGUACUUUUUGUAUGUCGUGCAUUGUAUUUAGUCUGAUGACAUGAAUACUUAAAGGGGUAACACUUCAUAUUCCCCAUGUUUUAUGUACUCUUAGAAUGAGGUUAGGAGGUCUGUAGGCUACAUGUCUAACCACAAGUGUUAUGACAUGUUCUGAAAUAUUCAAAAGGCUUCAAAGCUCAUUGUUUAAUAAAAGGGAUGUUGUUAUACAGUAUAGUUUCUAUGAACAACACCAUACAAUUUCAUCUCAGUGUUGACAGAAUAUAAUAAUUUAUGUGUGCGUGUGUCUCUCUCUCCCUCUUUGUGUGGAGAGGAGAGGAGCAGGUGGGCAGGUGCUAGUGGGGGUCAGUAAUUGCCGUAACCUGUCUGUUUAUGAAACUGGUGUUAGAGUGAUACGAUUCCAGCACUGACCUGGUUCCUUGCUGUUCCUGUGUGGGCUGUUGUCAGGACAACGAGGGGCCAGAGAGAGACUGGAUAUUCUGUUUCUAGUGGAGUCGACUCCGACUCCUGCUGUCAGUCGUUGGAAUGUACGCUUUCUCGACGGACUCAAAUUUGACAAAACUGACCACAAUUAGCUAAAAUUAGCUACAGCUGCAAUGUCAGUGUGUGCACGCACCCUAAUGAACUGGGUGAUUGAUAAGCAAUGCAUAUGGAGCCAUCUGACAAUCUCUACUAAACAAAACACUCAAGGCUAAUCAGUAGCCUACGUCAGCCUAGCUGGCUGAUUUUGUUUUUAAUGACUCCAGGAUUUUUGGUGUCGCCUCCGACUCUCGUGGUCAAGGAGUCGAUGAAUCGACUCUUUUGGAGUCGACUCUCCUCACAUGAAAAAAUACUACAGUUUAUUAUAGAAUACUUCAGUACUUCCUAUAUAAUUCCAUAGUAAACUGUAGUAUACUGUAGAAUACUAUACUACACACUGUAGUGUCCCUCAAUCAUGUGGAGUACUUACUAUAGAAUGUUGUAGUAUACUAUAGUAAACACUACAUUAUUAUCCCUCCCAAAACACUGUAGUAAAUACUACAGUAAUGUCCGCAAAAACACGACACUUUUUGAACUAUAGUAAAUACUACUGUAAUAAAUUUGCAUAUGCCCUGCACAUUCCUCUCCCCCAUAUCAAGUUGUGCCACCCAUAAGUGAGAAACCUACAUGCCAAGUAUAGACCAUAUAAUGUGUUCCGUACAGGUUAUAGAAAAGAGCAGAAGCGCUGAACUAUCUGUUCAGACCCCAGUCCUACCUACCUACCUAGUAUUUCUCCAGUAGGUUUCCUCAAGGAGAAAGCCUCCAAUUCUAUGUCAAAGAUAAUCAAACAAAAACACUACAAUGAAUACUACAAUCCACAAAAACACUACAUGAAUUACUAUAGUAUAUACUAGUUUUAUUUUACUACAGUAUACUACUGUAAAUACUACAGUAAAGUCAGAAAAAACAUUACAGUGAAUACUAUAGUAUUUAUACCAUAGUAUAUUUAAGCAAUAAGGCCCGAGGGGGUGUAGUAUAUGGCCAAUAUACCACAAGUUAUAUUGGAAAUAUACCACAAACCCCCGAGGUGCCUUAUUGCUAUUAUAAACUGGUUACCAACGUAAUUAGAGUAGUAAAAAUAAAUGUUUUGUCAUGUUUUACCACACCUGUCAGCCAAUCAGCAAUCAGGGCUCGAACCACCCAGUUUAUAAUAUAGUAUUUAUACCAUAGUAGACUAUAGUAUUUAUACCAUACUAGACUAAAGUAUUUAUGCCAUAGUAUACUAUAGUAUUUAUUCAUGUGGGUCCCACCACACUCUCUUUCCACCAUUCGGCCAUUUCAGCCAACAGAGACGCAGACAGAGACUCUUUAUGCUAAUAACAGAGUAAAUUACUAUUUGGCGGAAAAUGCAUAAUGCAUUACACCAAAGGGAGGUGUGUGUGUUGUAUUACAGAAUGGGGAGUGGCAGGUUAGUGUCUAUGAAGCAUUGUUUGAAACCUUAUGUAUCAGUGUGACAUUAGAAGCUACUUGGUAAACGUUGGUUUACGGUUGGAUGGAGUGAUGGAUGGAUUUAGCUCAGAUUGAGAUUUCCUCUAAUAAUAAUAAAUAAUAUGCCAUUUAGCAGACGCUUUUAUCCAAAGCGACUUACAGUCAUGCGUGCAUAUAUAUAUAUAUAUUUUUUUGUGUAUACCUCAUGAAGGGCAGAUGGAGGAUGUGUGUGUGUGCGUGUGUGUACGUAAGAGAGAGGAGAGGGGGGGGGGUAAUUCAUUGUUCUCAGUUUGAAUGGAGUAUGUAUAGGGUUACCUAUAUGUCAGAUGUGAAUAGUGGAAGGCCUGCAGCUGGGAGUUUUUGUUGUCUGUAUGGUUUGGGUCUCAGGUGGAGCUGGGACAAAUCAACUGGUGUCUUAGUGAGAAACGAGUGAACAGAAAGAGAGUGAAGAGAGGGGGCAUCGGGAGGAAAGGGGAUGAGUGUAAGAGAGAGGAAUGGGAUGAGAGAGGGGGGAAUGGG
This is a messenger RNA of Coregonus sp. 'balchen', 10830 nucleotides long. Lineage: Eukaryota; Metazoa; Chordata; Actinopteri; Salmoniformes; Salmonidae. The record is from the annotation of a GenBank genome assembly.